Fukomys damarensis (Damara mole-rat) is the source of this 2733-nucleotide messenger RNA. It is a transcript of the gene Prdm1, whose product is annotated as PR/SET domain 1. Bases 31 to 2505 code for a protein of 824 amino acids. NCBI's taxonomy places the organism in Eukaryota, Metazoa, Chordata, Mammalia, Rodentia, Bathyergidae. Gene Ontology annotation, biological process: regulation of transcription by RNA polymerase II; cell fate commitment. The transcript has 7 exons. The record is from RefSeq and is a predicted model, not a curated record. Gene Ontology annotation, molecular function: DNA-binding transcription repressor activity, RNA polymerase II-specific; RNA polymerase II cis-regulatory region sequence-specific DNA binding; histone deacetylase binding. Gene Ontology annotation, cellular component: cytoplasm; nucleus.
CCGGGUCGACACGAGCGAGACCCGUCGCAGAUGUUGGAUUUUUGCUUGGAAAAACGUGUGGGUACGACCUCGGCUGCCCCCAAGUGUAGCUCCAGCUCUGUGAAGAUUCAAGCGUUGGCAGAGGGGACUGAGGAGACCAUGAAAAUGGACAUGGAGGAUGCGGAUAUGACUCUGUGGACAGAGGCCGAGUUUGAAGAGAAAUGUACAUACAUCGUGAAUGACCACCCCUGGGACUCUGGUGCCGAUGGAGCGACUUCAGUUCAGGCCGAAGCAUCCUUACCAAGGAAUCUGCUUUUCAAAUGUGCCACCAACAGCAAAGAGGUAAUUGGAGUGGUGAGUAAAGAAUACAUACCAAAAGGGACACGAUUUGGACCCCUAAUAGGUGAAAUCUAUACCAGCGAUACAGUUCCCAAGAAUGCCAACAGGAAAUAUUUUUGGCGGAUCUAUUCCAGAGGGGAGCUUCACCACUUCAUUGACGGCUUUAAUGAGGAGAAAAGCAACUGGAUGCGCUACGUGAAUCCAGCACACUCUGCCCGGGAGCAAAACCUGGCUGCGUGUCAGAACGGGAUGAACAUCUACUUCUACACCAUUAAGCCCAUCCCUGCCAACCAGGAACUUCUUGUGUGGUAUUGUCGGGACUUUGCAGAAAGGCUUCACUACCCUUAUCCUGGAGAGCUCACAAUGCUUAAUCUCACUCAAACACAGAACAGCAACCCAAAGCAACCGAGUGCCGAGAAAACUGAACUUUGCCCAAAGAGCGUCCCAAAGAGAGAGUACAGUGUGAGAGAAAUCCUGAAAUUGGACUCCAACCCCUCCAAAGGGAAGGACUUCUACUGUUCUAACAUUUCACCCCUUGCUUCAGAAAAGGACAUGGAUGACCUCAGGAAGAGUGGGAGCCCCGACACGCCCUUUUAUCCUCGAGUUGUGUACCCCAUCCGGGCCCCACUGCCAGAAGACUUUUUGAAAGCCUAUGGGAUGGAGAGACCGACUUACAUCACUCACUCCCCCAUUCCGUCCUCCACAACCCCAAGUCCCUCAGCGAGAAGCAGCCCUGACCCAAGCCUGAAAAGCUCAAGCCCUCACUGCAGCCCAGGGGACACCGUGUCUCCACUGGCCCCGGGCUCUCAAGAACGCCGGGACUCCUACGCUUACUUGAACGCACCCUAUGGCACUGAGGGUCUGGGCUCUUACUCCGGAUACCCACCCCCACCCCACCUCCCACCAGCUUUCAUCCCCUCCUACAACGCUCACUAUCCCAAGUUCCUGUUACCCCCCUAUGGCAUGAAUUGCAAUGGCUUGAGUGCUAUGAGCAACGUCAGUGGCAUCAACAACUUCGGCCUGUUCCCUAGGUUGUACCCCGUCUACAGUAACCUCCUGGGCGGGGGCAGCCUGCCUCACCCUGUGCUCAGCCCAGCUUCAUUCCCAAGCUCCCUGCCCUCGGAUGGAGCCCGGAGGUUGCUUCCUCCUGAGCACCCCAGAGACGUAUUUGUCCCAGCACUCGGCAGUGCCUUUUCCCCUACCGGGGCAGCUGCCAGCAUGAAGGACAAGACGUGUAGCCCCACGAGCGGUUCUCCGACGGCGGGAACAGCUGCCACGGCAGAACACGUGGUACAACCCAAUGCUACCUCAGCAGUGAUGGCUACCCCCAGCAGCGACGAAGCCAUGAAUCUCAUUAAAAACAAAAGAAACAUGACUGGCUACAAGACACUUCCCUACCCGCUGAAAAAGCAGAAUGGCAAGAUUAAGUAUGAGUGCAAUGUGUGUGCCAAGACAUUCGGCCAGCUCUCGAAUCUGAAGGUCCACCUGAGAGUACACAGUGGAGAACGGCCUUUCAAAUGUCAGACUUGCAACAAGGGCUUUACGCAGCUUGCCCACCUGCAGAAACACUACCUGGUACACACAGGAGAGAAGCCACAUGAGUGCCAGGUCUGCCACAAGCGAUUUAGCAGCACCAGCAAUCUCAAGACCCACCUUCGACUCCACUCUGGAGAGAAACCUUACCAGUGCAAGGUGUGCCCUGCCAAGUUCACCCAGUUUGUGCAUUUGAAGCUGCACAAGCGACUACACACCCGGGAGCGGCCCCACAAGUGUGCCCAGUGCCAUAAGAGCUACAUCCAUCUCUGCAGCCUCAAGGUCCACUUGAAGGGGAACUGCCCUGUGGCCCCCAGCAGUGGGCUGCCCUUGGAGGACCUGACUCGAAUCAAUGAAGAAAUCGAGAAGUUUGACAUUAGUGACAAUGCCGACCGGCUUGAGGACGUGGAGGACAGCAUUGAUGUGAUCUCAGUGGUAGAGAAAGAAAUUCUGGCCAUGAUCAGAAAAGAGAAAGAAGAAAGUGGCCUCAAAGUAUCUUUACAAAGAAACAUGGGGAAUGGACUCCUCUCCUCAGGGUGCGGCCUUUAUGAGUCAUCAGACCUGCCCCUCAUGAAGUUGCCUCACAGCAACCCACUACCUCUGGUACCUGUCAAGGUCAAGCAAGAGACAGUUGAACCAAUGAUGGAUCCUUAAGAGUUUCAGAAAACAAGUGUUUUGCUUUGUUUAAGUUAUGACUUGGCAAGUCAGGGUGCCUGUUGCAAAUUGCUUGUACAUAGCUCCAGAUCUGCGAAGCUCUGCCAGUGGCAAGUGUUUUCCCUCACUUCUCUGGAAUUGAAGAAGGACUCCAAAGUUACUAAAAUCUCAGGGUAUAAAAGAGACAAAAACUCACUCUCUUGAUAUACAUAUAUAUAUACAUAUAUA